Molecule: messenger RNA, 738 nt
Organism: Pocillopora verrucosa
Lineage: Eukaryota; Metazoa; Cnidaria; Anthozoa; Scleractinia; Pocilloporidae
Product: centromere protein S-like
Biological process (GO): replication fork processing; resolution of meiotic recombination intermediates
Cellular component (GO): FANCM-MHF complex
Molecular function (GO): protein heterodimerization activity; chromatin binding
Source: RefSeq, a predicted model, not a curated record
GCGCGAAAUUUAGUUAUGGCGGCAUCAGGAGACGAUUUAGAGGAUGAAGAAUACGAAGCCCUGGCUUAUCAACAGCGUUUAAAAGCUGCCCUGCACUACACCGUAGGCCGUAUUUGUGAAAAAGCAGGUGAGGAUUCAGGGUUACAAUAUUCCAGAAGAUUCAUUGCUGCCCUAACAGAGACGACUUUCAAGCAAUGUGAAUCUUUUGCAACAGAUCUUGAACUAUUUGCAAAACAUGGAAAAAGAAGCCAAAUUAACUCUGAUGAUGUGCAGCUGCUUGCCAGAAAAAGUUCUACUUUGGCUGCACAUAUGGAAGGGAUGAGCAAAGAACUGGCAGAAGCACAUGAAGCUAAUAAGGCUUAUAAGAAAACUAGAAAAGUAAAGAAGACUAAACCAGCCCAGGAGUGCAAUGAAGCUCUUGAAAUCGAAGAUAAUCAAUGAUAUAGCAUGGGAAUAUCUUUGAAGAAGACUUUGGAGUCAUGCUGUAAAGAAUUUGAACAGCUGCUUAUAAAUAUAUUAAAUGAAGACUUUGAACAAAGAGCCAAGAGAGUUUUAAAUGAUUGUUGCUCAUGGGGACACUAUAAAUAACACAAUAGUCUGUGAGAUUGGAAAGUACAUUAUUUAACUCCCUGUUAAAAGGAAAAACCAUCCUUACCACUUUGAAUCACUAAAAGUUUUGUUAUGGGAUAUAAUGUUGCUGAUUGUCAUAAGUAUUUAAGAGACACUUCAUGACACAUC